CAUGUGCGUCUGCGCGUAUUUGAAACGGAAGUGUUCGCUCUCUGAAGCUGAAGCGUCUUUAGUGACUUCGCCGUUGCACACAAAGAACUUGUGCUCAACGGUAUUGAUGUGGAUAUAUACGUUUUGUCUCCACGCGAGUAUGUUCGUAACGGUUGCGUAGGCGUCAAUGUGAGAGCACUUAGUCUGGGAAAAUCCCUCGAUCUGCCUGCAAAAUAGUCAAAUUUGCCCGAAUGGCAUUUUAGCAUGCUAACAUAUUAGCCAACGUUAUCGCUUAAAAACAGAAAGGGGUGCUUUUUCAGCCUAGCACUUUGGAAUUGUGUGUGUGACAUCUGUGAGAAAUCAUCAUCAGCGACAUGCCAGAAAUCAAGAUCAAGCACGUUGUAUCCUGUAGUACCGAAGAUGCAACUCAUAAGGCAGACAACUUGCUAAAAUGUGACACCUACAGGAAGUGGAAAGCAGCAACACCCGGAGAAAAACAGAUAUCAGUCAUUUUGCAGUUUGAGAAGGAAGAGCAGGUGCACAGCAUUGAUAUUGGGAAUGAAGGCUCAGCUUUUGUUGAGGUUCUAGUUGGAAAUUCUUCUGCUGUCAGAGAUCAGGAUUAUGAGGUCCUUCUGGUGACUUCAACUUUCAUGUCCCCAACAGAGAGCCGCAAUGGCACCAACAUGAAUCGAGUGCGGUUCUUUGGGUCAAACCAGCUGCAGAAGACCACAGCACAAGAGAAGUGGGACAGGGUUAAAAUUAUUUGUAGCCAGCCAUACAGCAAGAAUAUCUUGUACGGACUGGCAUUUGUCAAGUUUCAUUCACCUCCCGAUAAAAAUGAUCCACCUCCAACAUCCUCUCCAAAACUGACCAGGCUGGGUCAGUUCAAAAUAAAAGACGAGCCUCCAUCUAUAUCAACUAGUCUGCACCCAGGCAGUCUCUUCUCAGGUCGUGACAGUUCAACAACAAUGGGUACUUCACUCAAGGUUUCCCCUCAAAAUACGAAAUUGACGUAUGCUGCUGCUGCCCUGCAGUCCAGUGGCACCUCUCACUCUUUAAGCCAAGCUCCCUCACACAUCACUUCUACACCAACACAGACUCCAACAAAAAGAAAAUUUGAUUUUAGCAAAGGUCAGCAGUCUGUUUCUGGACCACCUCAUCUUAUGAAUAUUGGCCCAGUUAAUUCACCAGAGGGAAAAGCAACCCCCCAAAACAAGUCAUGUCCACCCACCACACCCCGUCUCAGUGCUACAAAAGGUCCUCCAAAUGAGAAGUCUUCGGACAAGAAGAUUAAGAGUCGAUCUAAAUCUGAAGAAGGGAAAUCCCAGGUUAUGCAGCAAGUUCCCUUCAACCGGAUCAUGGAGGGUGUAGUGUUUGUACUGAGUGGCUUCCAAAACCCAUUCAGAGGGGAGCUCAGAGAAAAGGCACUAAAUAUGGGAGCCAAAUACCAGCCUGACUGGACAUCAGACUCAACUCACCUCAUAUGUGCCUUCGCUAACACCCCCAAGUACUUCCAGGUAAAAAGAGCAGGAGGAAUCAUCGUGAGGAAAGAAUGGCUGUUGGAUUGUCAUAAGAGAAAACAUAAGAUCUGCUCUAAAAGGUAUUUGAUGGAUGACGCAGAGUCCAGCUCUGAAAGUGAAAUGGAAUUGGGGGACCAGAGUGAAGAAGAUGAUAAUAUAGCGAAAUGGACAGAAAUGCCGAAGACACAGAGGAUGAGCUGCAAAGGGUGGAGGAUAAUAAUAGGCAGAAAAAAUCACCGAAUGUUGAGAUGGCAAAAAAGCAAGAUCCCUAUGAGGGAUCUACAGACGAAAACACGGAUGUUGAGACUGAAGGAGAUCAUCCGAUCCCGGAGUUGCCAGAUUUCCUUAGGAAAGCAUUUUUUGCUCUUUGGUCAAUUUCCUCACAACGAGAGACGUCUUUUGUUGCGGUAUAUAAUUGCAUUCAAUGGAGUUGUUGAGGAAUACAUGUCAGAAAAGGUGCAGUUUGUGGUGACCAGUGAAGGCUGGCAUGACUCUUUUGAAGAGGCACUGAUGGAGAACACUAAUCUGAACUUUGUCAAAACAGCAUGGAUAUAUGCAAUUAAUGAAAAACAGAGGAUGCUGCCUUAUCAGUCGUACUCUGUUGUACCCUGAACCACCACAUACAAGAAAAGGUGUGUUUGAGCACAAUUUUUAUAUUAAACAAGAAGUGGAUGAAAAAAAUGAGAAAUGGAAAAAAUAUGAAUAAUUUCAGUUGUGUUUUAGGCUAAUUUAGGAUACAGUUUGUUUGUUUGUUUUGGUGUGGUUUUGCCCAUUCUGCCUCAUAUCAAUAUGAUAGUCAUUAGUCUAAUUGAAACUAUAGGUUAGUUAGUUGGUUAACUUUGCUGUCAUGUGAGUUCCAGAGUAAGCUAACAAGGCUUAAACACAUUAGUGAGCUAGAGUGUUAAUCUCUUCUAAACAUCUAUUUUGUAAAACAAUUUUCUGUAAUGUAUAAAUAAAUAAUUGUUAAUGUUUA
This is a messenger RNA of Cynoglossus semilaevis (tongue sole), 2472 nucleotides long. It is a transcript of the gene xrcc1, whose product is annotated as X-ray repair complementing defective repair in Chinese hamster cells 1. The transcript has 17 exons. Gene Ontology annotation, biological process: base-excision repair; double-strand break repair via nonhomologous end joining; single strand break repair. Gene Ontology annotation, cellular component: nucleus. Gene Ontology annotation, molecular function: damaged DNA binding. Lineage: Eukaryota; Metazoa; Chordata; Actinopteri; Pleuronectiformes; Cynoglossidae. Bases 354 to 2111 code for a protein of 585 amino acids. The record is from RefSeq and is a predicted model, not a curated record.